AAUGGUGGUGGGUGCCGUCGUCGGUCAUGUGGACAAGUCUGGCAACAACCAUGCAGCCAUCUUAGACAACCUGAGCUGAAGGAACAUGCGCAAAGGCAGCAGAUUGCGCAUAAUGGACGCUGAAAUGGAGGCCCCGUAGAACCGAAGGCGGGACCUAAGCGCUUUUUACUGUAAUCUGAUUGGUUGCGGUGGUAGUGUCGCGGAAUAUCCCGGGCUUCUGCACAUUGUUUGGGGCUGUGUUGUGUGGCUGAAACUAACGGCAAAUUCUUAAUCAUUCUGUAAUUGUGAUGUUGUAUUCGAUGUUGUCCUUAACCAUAAGGACUUGGGCACGCACGUAGUACUCGUCGCUGGCUUUCAAGUCGCCUUGGUACGACGGGAGCAAGGAAACAACACCUUUCCUCGGAACGACGUGAGAGAACCACAAGACUCCACAAGUAUCAAGAUGAUUCUGCUGAAGUGGAUGUUGAAGCUCUAGAUGUAUACAGCAUGGAUCCCAGUCCUGAUGCCCCCCUGUAGUAUCAACCAGAUGUCCACUUCUGCACUUGUACCCAUAAUACAAAUCCCUGAUCCAAACAUUACUGAAAAUUGCAGUUCUUCGUAGUGGUGAAUAGCAACGAUUCCACUGAUGUGCUCUGGAUGAAGUUCAAGUACCUCCUGGCUGAAGAUGCAACACAAUGACUCAGGGACAGAAUUCAAAGACUAUCUGACUGAAAGAUUGUGAGCAAGUUGAAGGAGUGAUUUGGACAUAUGGAUCAGUUUACUGAACGCGAUGGCCUUUCAAGUAUGAUGGAUUCUGUAGAAAUUCCCACAUCGGAAUCGAACUGUGUGAAUUCAGUGGCAAAUUCUGUGCAAGAGACAAAUCGUGAAACAACGCAUGAUGGGGAAAACCGUGUUUUCUCUUUGAGAGAUCAGUAUGUUACACCAGAGCAAUUGGCUUUUUCAAAAAAUGAUCCUCCGGAGUUUGAUAAACCUUUGUAUGGGACCGCACUAGAUCCUACGUUGUUGACGGUGACUAGUCUUGAGGAUUACUCGGAUAUUAGCAGCUGUUCGGAAGCAGAUUUUGGCCGCAUUUUGAACAUAUUGGAAAAAAACCCUGACCAGUCUUCUGAGUGUCAAGAUACAGUGCUUUCUAGUGAUAAAAAUGAAUUGGAUAAAGAUGUUUGUCAUGUUGGAACACACAAUGCAUGGGCAGCAAGUGACACAUCCAUAGAAAAUCCAGAUUAUGUUUGUAGAGCAUCUCCUGAGACAGUGUGUGAAAGACGAAGUGGCAGUUUUGAUAACAUGAUGGAUGGUGAUAAUCAGGUAGAAAGGUCCUUCUUAAAUGUUGAAUAUCGGUGCUCAAAUCUCAGUACCACAGAAGGUGAAAAUGGAUGCCCUUUGGAAGCUGAGGAACAAAUGAAAGGAGGAUUUCUUAUCCAGAGCACAGACUGUGGUGUUACUGAAAGAAGCAAGAAUUGCAACGACACUAUAACUACUCAGAUUAGUUCUGUUUGUGCCUUGGAUGUAAAUGGUGCCAAACAGAGUAUAGAAGGUCAUGAAAAGAGUGCCCUUACCACUGGAAAUUUAGGUGUACAAAAUGAUUGCAACUUAAAAGGGAUAAACAACACUUGUGAGAUCAAAAAUAAUACUCCAGAAUAUGAAUUAACGCAUGAUGUUAAAAACACCGUUCAUGAAGAUGAACUGGAGAAUGACGGGACAAGGAGCAGUCAAGAGGAUGAACGGAGCAGUUUUGAAUUCUUACAGUCAUGUUUUGGUUUGAGCAAUCUGGACCAUGCAAAAUUAGACCGAAAUGUUGCGAACUUUCCGUUGUCUGGGAGUAUGACUCAGCAGUCCCACAAUUGUGAGGAUAAUCAUACACUACCCCCAGUUCUUGUAAGAACUACACUUGAAUCUGUUCCCAGAAGUCCGAUAAAAGAGGCAGUACAUGGUGGUCUGCAGGAACCCCCUCUACCAAGUACUUACAGUAGUACUACUGUGUCUCAUGAAUCUGGACAGCAAAAUGACUCUAUGGAAAAUCGAAUCCUUAGGGGCUUAGUAAGAACUAGGAGUACAUAUGACACUGGAAUUAAAAACAGUGCUUCCUUAUUGUCAUCCAAGAGGUUAAUGAGAAAACUACAACCUGUGGUUCUUGUGAAGACAGCCAAGUGUAAUGCUAAAGGUGGAAACCUGUAUGUUUGUUCUGUGUGUCAGAAUACCACGCAGAAUUUGGAUGAACUUAUUCAACACCAUUAUUGCAAACACUCUAAGCAUACAUUUCAGUAUUGCCUCACCUGUGGAGCCUAUUUUUCUAAUGGAACCUUGGCAGCAAAACAUUUGUGUGAGCAAAUUGGGCCAAAAGAUUUGGAGCUGUCUGAUACAAUAUUGUCAACUACUAAGCAACUGAGCGAGAAGCUUAAUGCAAAAUACCUAUGUAAGUACUGCCAAAAGCCAUUCGUUAAAAUGUCUUACCAUCAAGAUCAUGAGCAAUGGCAUAAAAUUGUAACACGGCAUAGGUGUGGUUGUUGUGGGUUAUAUUUUCCUCAUGCAAAAAAACUUCGUGCUCACAAACGAAAAGUCAGAUGUACUCCUAUGAUACUAGAACCCAAUGAACAGGGGAAAAAAUGUCCAGAAACAGCCCAUAAAAAUCCAGCUAAACCAACCUUUACAUUUGGAGUUGAUGGUUGUCAGAUUGGGCUUCAUGAUUGUUUUGUGAAACUUGUAGACAUAAACAAGAAGAAGCCAUCUCCAAGGAAAAUAAAUUGUCCUGUUUGUGGAAAAAGUUUCAAACUCAGAGCACAACUGAAAGCACACCUUAGAGUGCACACAGGUGCAAAGCCUAUUAAGUGUAAUAAAUGUAAGAAGGAUUUUAAAUAUUCCUGGAAUCUUGAAAAGCACAAAAAGGAGCUAUGUUCUGGAAACAUCACAAAGCAAGACAUUUCCGAACCAUCUAUUCCAGGUAGACAUUUUGGUAGAUUUCCUUGCCCUACCUGUCCACAGAUUUUUGUGUACUCCUACAACCGAACCCGACACAUGCGACAGCGGUGUUUGAAAGAAUAUAUGGAAAUAAGGAAAGGAAAAGUGGGAAGCAGGUAUAAAUGCCCCUUAUGCAGUGAAACAUUUUCUCUGGUUGCUAAUCGGAAUAGACAUAUUAAAAACACUUGUUUUCAGCAAUAUAAAUUACAGAGGAGGGUUGACAAAAAGAAACUGGUCAAGGAAAAUGUCAAAGAAGAAAAGGAGGAAAAGCAAAUGCUGCCAACAGAGAAUUCGCAAUCUUAUAAAUGUAAAGUGUGCCCUGCUUCAUUUGCGCAUAAAUCUGGAGUCUAUAGACACAUGAAGAAACAUUCAUUGCUUCAGCGUUCUAAAGUACUGGUGGGCAAACAUGAUGACCCUACUGAUGGGAAAGGAUCAGACUCUAAUAACGAGAGACCUCAAAACCAAGCGUGUUCAAGCCAAGAGUCUAGUGAUUCGGUCACUGCUAACCCUUUCCUUUGCAGUUACUGUGAAAAAUGCUUCAGUUCAAGUGAUUCAUUGAAUAAUCAUCUGCGGAUACAUGGGGGAAAGAAACCCUUCCACUGCUUGGACUGUGGUAAAAAUUUUGGAAGGCGUGGACACUUAAUAGCUCACAAAAAUGUUCACAAGCGACGAGUACAGUGUUCUGUCUGUAAAAAAAUUGUGCCCACUAUUGGAGAUUUGUUGAAACACAGACAAUCCCACAUCAAAAAGGGUUUGCUUCAGUGCCCUGAUUGCCCAAUGCAAUUCAAGUUUCCUGUCUACUUGCUCCGACAUGUUAAAAGGCAUGCAAAUGAAGAAGCUAUGCGGAAAUCAUCUCUGCCUGCUGAAACGCCACUCAAAAAUUCUGCAGAUGAAAAAGUGAAUGAAUUGAAGGAGUCCUUUUUUUGUAGAAUAUGCCAAAAGGCAUUUGUUGAUUCCAAAGCACUGAGUGAGCACUGUUUAAUUCACCUUCCAAAACCUUCUGUUUCCAAAUGUCCAGUUUGUAAGCAUAAUUUCACAAGUCGAACUGCACUGAUUCGGCAUAUUCGUCUGCACACUGGUGAAAAACCUUUUCCAUGCAAGAUCUGUGGAAUGCAUUUUCACCGGAAGGAACCCCUCCGAGUUCAUCAAGAAAAAUGCAAGGGAUUGCGAGAAAAACCUCUCUCUCCAUCAACCACAAUUCAAACACAUGGGAAAUGUGAAAUAAAUGCAACAUCAAAGUCAGAAAAAUUUCCAAAACAAUUUAAAUGCUCAUACUGCCCACACAUAUUUACCAUGUCUGGUAAUUUGAAAAUGCACGAAAAAGCUCACUUGGGUAGCAACCUCGUACCAUGUUUGAAAUGUGGGAAAUAUUACAAAAAGAAUAAGAUCUAUGGACAUCGGAAACGCUGCAACAUCAAGGAAUCCCCUUCUGGAGAGACAUUAAACAGUGAAGAAUCUGGAAAUGCACAGAAGAGUGAAUGCAAAGGUACAAAUUUAGUUAUUGCAAACAGAACGUGCAGAAUUGCAAAAGUAAUGGGGACAAAUAUCAAGGAUGGUCUUAAGGAGCGAUGCCCACAGUGUCCUAAACGUUUCCGAUUCAGAUCUUAUUUACUAAGACAUCUUAAUUCUCACUUGGCAAAAAACCAGUUUGCAUGUAAGCAUUGUGGUCAGAAAUAUAGCAAUCAGAGCUCCUGUCAAAAGCAUGAGUCCUUAUGUGACGGUGUGUUGAGGCAGCAUGAAGCAAAACAACUGAAUGAAUCUGAAGAAACCAAAAGCAUGCCAGAAAGUGCAGCCAGUCUAAAGGAAUUCACAGUAAUCAUUGGAGAAAAUGGUGAGCAGUUGAAGUGCAACUUUUGCACAAAAACCUUUACAAAACCUAGGUAUCUGCGACGGCACAUUCUUACCCACACAGACGUCAAGCCAUAUCGUUGUAAAACAUGUGAAAAUUGUUUUUCUCGAUACGAUCACCUGAAGCAUCACCAAACACGAUGUAGAAGCAAAAAGCAACAACCUGAGGUGCUUCUUCAACAGAUUUCUCUUGACCAUGUUGGCUCUCAGGCCAAGAGACAGCUACCAAGUGAUGUGUUUGAAUGCAGUACUUGUUCAAAGAAGUUUUCUACAAGCACCAACUUAACAAGGCAUGUUUCCAUGCUACAUUCUACUUUCAAACCAUUUUCCUGUAAAAGAUGUGGUACUGGCUUUACGGCUAUAGAAAGUCUGAAGAGACACCGCAUCAGGGUGAACUGCAAGAUGUCCUCAGCAGAGUGUCUGGAACCAGUGCAAAUGCCAAUCAAGUUAAAUACUUCAGUGCAGUCUUGCAGAGAAACAGCCAAACCCAUGCAAAGCAUAGAUGGGCACUACUCCAAUAAAUGGAAGUUCCAAUGUGAGUACUGCCCUCGCCGCUUUAAAGCCCAAACGCAAUUAAAAUUGCAUACUCGUCUUCAUACAGGGGAAAAACCAUUUGGAUGUGCCAGUUGUGAUGAGCGUUUCAUCAGAAGAGACUAUUUAAAACGGCAUUUGAGUAAAUGCAGUGGGAAAAGAGAAGGGCCGAAAGUGCUUUGUGACAGAUGUGGUGGAUUGUUUACUCAGCAAGCUCUUGAGAUGCAUCAAAACAACUGUGUUAUCAGCUUAAAGUCCACUGACUGCCCUGAAAGUGUAAGCAGUAUUUCCAGCCCUUCAAAAGUCAAGGCGUUUUCCUGUGUCAACUGUAAUGACCGCUUCUUAUUGUUCUCCCAGCUUCAGCAGCAUAUUUUGACAAAACACAGAUCUGAUGGAAAACAGCAGUCAAGUAUCCUUGAGUUUGAGCAGUUAUCAAGUAAUUUGCACAUUAAGCAGGAACCAGCAGAUGACAGUUACGCUGAGAGCUUGCCAAGCAACGGUCAAAUAUAUGCCAACAAUGAGCAUGAAAAUAUUGAUGCUGAAAAGGAGAAACCAUUUGAGUGUGAGCAGUGCCACAUGAGGUUUAUAACUAACAGUGGGCUUGGUAUGCAUAUGCGCACUCAUACAGCAAUGUAUCCUCUUUCAUGUAAAAAAUGCAACAAGGGAUUUUGGAGCAAAAAUGUACAACAGAAGCACACGAGAAAAUGUAAGGGUUUGGAAGUCACAAAAAAGGAACCUAACACACAAGAUGCCGUUUCAUCGGAAUUGGAGUCUGCUCCUAAUGAUGAAGUCCUAGUCUUUAAUAAAGGCUCCAGCACAACUGGAACUGGUGUACUCCAGACAAAGUUUUCAUGUAAAGACCAGGAUAAAGGAAAUGCGGACAAAGGAGAUGCAGUUGUUCACAAGUAUCAGUGCUCUGAAUGUGAGCAAAGUUUUACAGAUGGGCUCAUGCUUAUAAGUCAUCUUGAGGCUCAUGGCCGUGAAGAUCAAGAGCGUAGGUUAGGCAAAAGCCACCGCUGUCACAUUUGUGGUAAGAACUUUGAACAAGCAGGCGUGCUGCAAAGACAUGUGAAGACACAGCAUCAGGAAACAGUUAAGAAUACCUGCCCUGAAUGCUUUAGAAGCUUUCGCUAUCCCUCUGAUUUGGACAUACACAGAUCUUGUCAUGAUCCUAAUCGGCCAUUUAUUUGUAACGCAUGCGAGUUGAGGUUUUGGACUUCUAAAUCCUUGAGUACUCAUCAAAGGCUGACUCACUCAGCUAGCGAACCACUCAAAACUGUCGAGCCUACUCCAAGAACUGAUAGGGUGUCUCCUAAAAUAUUUACUUGCCAUCCCUGUAAUAAGAUUUACACUAUCAGAAGGUCAUAUAUGAAACACUGCAGGGUUAAACAUAAAGGGUGUUCAAAAGGCCUCGAUGACCUUAAAAGUGCUACUGCUGAAGAUCAGUUGAGCAACAAUGAGUCAGAUGGAAGUGAUGACGACUCCGACUCUGCCCCUUACUUUCCUUGUCAUGUUUGUGGUAAAACAUUCCUGACAUCAGAAAGUCUUGAGGAUCAUCAAAGAUGUCAUCUUGGUGAAAAGCCUUAUGAAUGUGAAGAAUGUGGCAAAUGCUUUAUUCAGCUUGUAAAUUUGCAGCAGCAUCAGCGCAGUCACAAAUCUGAGUUUCAGUGUCAAAUGUGCGGAAAAGGUUUUGUUUCACUCUUUGCAUUGCGCAAACAUAAGCACACUCAUGUUAGAAAACAUCCCCAUCGAUGCACAAAAUGUCAUUUAAGUUUCACACGGUCUUCACAGCUGACAGAACAUAUGAUCACUCAUCGUGAUGAAAAUUUUCCCUGUGAUCUUUGCCAUGAAAACUUUUCCUGCAAAUCAAGCCGAGCAGAGCACCGGAAAAUGCACACGGAGGCAGAGGAAGAGCUCCCUCCUUUAAUUCCACCAGCAAAUCAGACCACAUCUUCACCAGUCUUGAUCAACCCUUCAUUAAGUACUGUUCAGCAAUACAGAUAUCGCUGUGAAAUUUGUCAAGUGCAAUUUCCAGAUCCUGAGCAGCUCUCGGAGCAUGGCUGUAAUCCAGCAAAAGAGCGUCCAUACUCAUGUAAAGACUGUAACAAGCAUUUCUUGCAUGGUUCUCACCUUAAAAAACAUCAGCUCACUCAUCAGUUGUCUGGAACACGAUCCUUUCAGUGUAAUAGUUGUCACAUGAGCUUUAGCCACCGCCAUCACUUCCUGACCCAUUUGCAGACACAUGGUGGUGAAGAAUCUUCCAAAUCUCAAAUUAACAAUGAAGUGAAGAUAUCAAACACUGAUGAUUCACAUCAGGACAAAAUUUACAGAUGCCCAAUUUGUCCUGAGAGUUUCUCUCAAGUGUUAGAGCUGGCAAAUCACCUUUCUGUUCAUGCAAAUAUGUGCAACGUUUGUAACAAGACAUUCUCAACUAAGCAACAACUUGAGAAACACGAACAGUGCCAUUUGUCUGCAGCUACACAGUACGAGUGCACAGAAUGUGGAAAGAGCUUCCUUGGAAGUGAUUCCUUUCGCCAACAUUAUUGUGUUCACCAAAAACAUCUUUCAUGUUCAUCCUUGUCAACCGCUGACAAAAAGAGAUGUUUAGAAAAUUCCUCUGAGGUACUCACUAAUAUUGAGGAGGAGGAGGAAGUUGAUGUUGGAGAAGACUUUUAUAAUUGCCCUACCUGUAGCAAACGAUUUCCUUCUAACAUCAGUUUGCAGGAGCACCAAAAGUUGCAUGAAUUUGAUCGUCCUUUUAAGUGUCUGGUUUGUGGAAAAGGCUUUGCCAAAAAGAAGUAUCUUACACAGCAUCAGCAAAUACACAAUGAGCGGCCCUAUCGAUGUGAUUUGUGCACCAAUUCCUUCAAAACGGAACAAUCACUUUUGUCCCACCGUAAAACCCAUGAUGCAGACCGCAAAUACCACUGCUCAGUUUGUGACAAAUCAUAUAGAACACAAUAUGAUCUUACAAGGCAUGAACAGAAACAUCCUGAAUUGCAAAACUUUAGUGAAGUAAGUGGUGACCACAGAUGUGAUAUGUGCUAUAAGUCUUUCAGCUUGCUUUCUCAACUGAGACAGCACCAGGAAACUCACGUUGGACAAGUUGUCUAUGAGUGCACCGAGUGUGACAAAGCGUUUGCUUUUCUACAUCUUUUAGAAGAACAUCAGCAAACUCAUGGGACUUCAACAGAUUCUUUCCAAUCCCAGUCACCAUCUGACAUUCUCUUUCAAAGCCCAGUAAUUGAGUAGAGUGUACUGUAGAGUAUUUCCUGCAAUGCAGGUGAUUCUUAGUCAUUCAAUUUUCUGAACACGUUAAAAUUGUAUAGGUUCUUGACUCAUGUUGUGGGUUCAUGCUUUUUCAUAUUAAGUCAUACGCUUCUUGGUUUUUUUUUUGUUUGUUUGUUUGUUUUUUUUAAAUAAAUAGGUUUUUCAUUUCAGUACUCUAUGUACAUACGUAACAAAUUUUUGCUUUUACUACUGCAAUUCAGAGAACUACUUACUGAAUUUCUAGUGUUUAGAAAACUCCAUAUAAAUGUAAAUUAUUGUUGUACAAUUAAGAAACUGAUGUGGGAUAAAAUUUGCAUGCUUCGAAUAACUGAGGAAAUGCUGUGUAAAUAUUGUCACUAGCAAAUUUUGUAUUAAUGGGGUUUAUACAGCAGCAUUAAAAUGUCCAUCCAUAAACUGUUUACCAUUUUUUGGUAUUUAUUCAAAAGCCUUUUUUAUUAGUCACCCUUUCUGUUAACAUUUGUAACUUGCAGACCCAUGUUUUGAAUGUCAUGUCCUACCUGGUUUUACACAUAUCUAAUACCCAUGUAACAAACUGAGUCAACAUGAAAUUGAUAGGAUUGUUAGAGUUGUGUAUAUGCCUUUUGUAUAUUCAGAUGUGACUCUUGGUAUCUACUGUUUUCUUAAGAAUAUUUUAUUCUGUUUUGUUGAUAACAAUUACUCCUUUCCUUUGCUUAAUGGGUGGUUAAGAGCACCUACCAAGCACUUCAUGGUGUAGUUACUCGUUAUGGCAAGUGACAUUUGUUUGUGUGUGUACAUAUAUACAUAUAUAUAUUCAUGUAACUUUUUUUUUUUUAAACAAUUUUUUAGACAAUUUUGGUGUUAAAAUUUUCAGACAUUAAAGUCAUUUGAAUAUA
This is a messenger RNA of Ictalurus punctatus (channel catfish), 9476 nucleotides long. RefSeq names its product zinc finger protein 1035. NCBI's taxonomy places the organism in Eukaryota, Metazoa, Chordata, Actinopteri, Siluriformes, Ictaluridae. The transcript is spliced from 5 exons. Bases 748 to 8583 code for a protein of 2611 amino acids. The record is from RefSeq and is a predicted model, not a curated record. Gene Ontology annotation, biological process: regulation of transcription by RNA polymerase II. Gene Ontology annotation, molecular function: DNA-binding transcription factor activity, RNA polymerase II-specific; RNA polymerase II transcription regulatory region sequence-specific DNA binding. Gene Ontology annotation, cellular component: nucleus.